CUAAUUUAGCCGAAUAAUUUAACGUUCAAGUUACUUAGAAAUGGUUUGACAACUCUUCCGUCUUCGUAGUCUUCUAACAUGAUUUCAGAUUUGAUAUUGUUUGGGACGUUGUUGGUUAAUGCUGGUGCUAUCUUGAACUUCAAACUAGUCAAGGGAAAGAGUGACCAAUAUGAAGUAAAUCCUGAACCAACCCUAGGAGAAAAAGUCCGUGAAUUUUUACAGAGCUUACGAUAUUUUAGAAUUUUCAUUGGAUUAUGGAACAUAUUUGUGAUGUUUCUUAUGCUAGUAUUUUUUGGACACUGACAUUUUCUUGGACUUUAUAUUGUAAAUAAUAUCAUCUUUCAUCACUAUGUCUCUAAAAAUCAUUAUAUAUUUUUAAUGAUAUGUAAAACUUAUUAAAAUUUGAUAUUAAAAAAUACUAGAUAGUUGUAAA
Molecule: messenger RNA, 433 nt
Organism: Saccostrea cuccullata (small rock oyster)
Lineage: Eukaryota; Metazoa; Mollusca; Bivalvia; Ostreida; Ostreidae
Product: protein SMIM7 homolog
Exons: 5
Coding region: 79-303 (74 amino acids)
Source: RefSeq, a predicted model, not a curated record